UUCCAGCUUAGCAAGUUCCAAAAAAGACUGUCGUUCAUUUUUGACGAUUUCAUUUAUCAUUGUCCAAGUGUUUCCUCCAUAUUGAGGCAACAAGUAAUUCCUUUAUAAAGUCCUUUAUCAGUCCUUGAUCAGUCCUUGAGAGUAAACAUGAACAGGUAUGUGUUAAUUCUUGACUUUUAUAGACUUAAAUCUAAAGAGCUAAGAUCGUUUUUCAUCUUGUUCUGAUAAGGCUAGUUUGUUCCGUUAUUUCUUAGAACACGAGAUGCUGCCGCGCAUGCGAGACAAACGUCACCAUCUUCACGCUUUCAAUUGCCCAUAUAACGUCAAAGAAAAUACCCAUUUUUAUUUAGUGUAGUUCAUACGUCAAGAAGGAACAAAACUAACGAUCAGCCAUGAACGAAACACGUUGGCAAAGUUCGUUCGAUUUCCCCAUUGUAUUGCAAAAUAUCACAUCCGCCCAAGAAUUUUUCCAAGCUUCGCUCGUCGUUGUUGGAACGUUGUUGAAUAGUUCCGUCGUUUUCGUAGUGAGUUUCUCUCGUCAGUUGCGCUACCCACGUCACCUUUUCUGGGCUGCCAUUUCUUUCGUGGAAUGCAUAUUUCUAAUUCAAUGCGCUCUUGAAUUGACUGUUAUACUAAAUCACAAUUAUCUGGCUUGCCGAUUGUAUGUUAUACUCGCAUCGGUCGAUUAUUCCAUCUUGUUGCUCUUGUUAUCGUUGGCCGCGUUCGACCGUUAUCUGGCAAUCGUUCGCUAUGAAUGGUACAAGCAAAGCGUCACUAAUCAAGGUGUUCUACUCGUUAUCGUAAUCACUUCGAUGCUUACUUUUGUCAUAAUUACAAGUCCAUUUUGGACGGGCUACAAAUCGAUUUAUACGUGCACGCUCAAUUUGGCCCACGUGCAUUGGGUUUUGGCGUGGAAUUUGUUCUUGGGCAUUCUUUGCGUUGUGCUUCAUUACAGAAUCUUUAGGGAAUCGAAGACUCUCAUUCAAGAAUAUGUGCCAUACUAUCGACGAACGUCGAUUACCGUCAGGUUUCUCAAUUCUUCUGUGCGACCUUCGCACGCCAGUUCUGGAAGGCAAACUGAUGCAUCAUCAGGAGCUCAAAGGAUUUUCACCGUAUUUCCAGAAAAUCCGUUUGUACACAACGAGACAACUCGUUUGCAUUCUGGAGAUACUGACGUCAAAUCUUACGUUGACCGUAUCGAUAAUGAACGUUUCUCCUGGACAACAAGUCGUUCAAAAGUCAAUCGUCUCGAAGUGCGUGCAGCUCUCAACAUGUCUGUUAACAUAUUGCCAUUCUGGAUUUGUACAUUUCCCGUUUCGUGUAAUGUCAUGUCUCUCUACUGGUGCAUCAGACUCGAAAGUCAAUGUGAUUUCAUUGACAAUUCGUGGCAAUAUUUAUGGAAUUUGUUUAUGCUUCAUAGCAUUUAUAAUCCGGUGAUGUACAUGGCCACCAGCUCUGAAUUCCGACGGGCACUUGUCCACAUUACAAAGAAACUUAUGAACAAUUUUUGCAUUCACUGGCAUUAGAGUUGAAUUGACGUUCCAAAAUGUAUCGCAUCAAUUUGUAUCAAUGUGUUUAAGUAAAAUACUCAAUCCCGGUACGUUCCAACCUACGUGAUAAAGGUGUAAAGACGUGUUUAAAUCUGAUUAUCAAGAUCCAUUUUUCUCUUCUU
Daphnia magna is the source of this 1672-nucleotide messenger RNA. RefSeq lists its product as uncharacterized. The transcript is spliced from 2 exons. The record is from RefSeq and is a predicted model, not a curated record. Gene Ontology annotation, molecular function: G protein-coupled receptor activity. Gene Ontology annotation, biological process: G protein-coupled adenosine receptor signaling pathway; adenylate cyclase-activating G protein-coupled receptor signaling pathway. The coding region runs from base 393 to 1526 and encodes 377 amino acids. Gene Ontology annotation, cellular component: membrane. Lineage: Eukaryota; Metazoa; Arthropoda; Branchiopoda; Diplostraca; Daphniidae.